Messenger RNA from Argentina anserina (silverweed cinquefoil), 1528 nucleotides. RefSeq names its product sodium/hydrogen exchanger 1-like. Gene Ontology annotation, molecular function: potassium:proton antiporter activity; sodium:proton antiporter activity. The record is from RefSeq and is a predicted model, not a curated record. Lineage: Eukaryota; Viridiplantae; Streptophyta; Magnoliopsida; Rosales; Rosaceae. Gene Ontology annotation, cellular component: plasma membrane. The coding region runs from base 365 to 1114 and encodes 249 amino acids. The transcript is spliced from 11 exons. Gene Ontology annotation, biological process: potassium ion transmembrane transport; sodium ion import across plasma membrane; regulation of stomatal closure.
UUUCUCAUCUGACCCAAAAGGAAGCAACAGUCUUUGUCGCAUUUUCCCAGCUUUGUUAUAACUUUUGAAAGCAAAAUUUUGAGUUCCAGCCGAUCUUUCUCUGUUGGAACUCUUUAUUCGUUUCCUGCGUCAAAGAUUUCAAUCUCAAAAUCCCAGAAUCAGAAGCCUCAAUUUGACAUUGUAGCCGAACCACAAGACCCAAUUUGAUAUUUCUGUUGGGCAUAUCUAUAACAGAGCUCCUCCUCUGCCGUUUGUGCUGUUUUGUCAUCUUUGGCAUUCUUUUGUUACAAAUGAUUCACCUGGCUUCCUUUACAAAAUAUGAGAGAAUUUAUUUGAAUGAUGAAAUUGAGAUAGUCUUCGAAAUAUGUGCUUGUACACGUGCUUGUACACUUCUCCAUUCAUACAGGUUUCAGGUGAAAAGAAGCAGUUUUUCAUCAAUUUCAUUACUAUUCUAAUGUUUGGUGCUAUUGGUACGCUAAUAUCCUGCAGCAUCAUAGCAUUUGGUGCUACUCAGAUCUUCAAGAAAUUAAACGUUGGUUCGCUGGACAUAGGGGAUUAUCUCGCAAUUGGUGCAAUAUUUGCUGCAACUGAUUCUGUAUGCACGUUGCAGGUGCUCAAUCAGGACGAGACACCAUUACUGUACAGUCUUGUAUUUGGGGAGGUAGUUGUUAACGAUGCUACAUCUGUGGUGCUUUUCAAUGCUAUCCAGAGCUUUGAUCUGACACACAUUGAUUCUGGAAUUGCCUGGCAAUUUAUGGGCAGUUUUUUGUAUUUGUUUUUUGCAAGCACCAUGCUGGGAGUGUUUGCAGGGCUGCUAAGUGCUUUCAUCAUCAAAAAGCUUUAUUUUGCAAGGCACUCUACUGAUCGUGAGGUUGCUCUUAUGAUGCUCAUGCCUUUCAUAUAUACUGGCUGCGCUAUUCUAUUCGAGUGCCAUUCUCACUGUGUUCUUUUGUGGGAUUGUUAUGUCCCAUUACACCUGGCACAAUGUGACAAAGAGUUCAAGAGUCACGACCAAGCAUGCUUUUGUGACCUUGUCAUUUGUUUGGGAGAUUUUUAUCUUCCUCUAUGUUGGUAUGGAUGCCUUGGACAUCGACAAGUGGAGAUUUGUAAGUGAUAGUGACUUCAAUACUGCUCAGUCUUGUAAUGCUUGCAAGAGCAGCUUUUGUUUUUCCCUUGUCCUUUUUGUCCAACUUUUUCAAGAAAAAUGAAAGAGAGAAAAUUAGCCUCCAGCAGCAAGUAUAAUAUGGUAGGCUGAUCUUAUGAGAGGUGCUGUAUCUAUAGCACUUGCUUAUAAUCAGGAAAGUUGUGGAAACUGUUCCUUUUUAUGUUGUUUUAGGUUUAAUUCUACCCAAGUACGUCAUAAGGAAAGGGAAAAAAGGUUGGCCUUCCAUGAGAAGGUUUUUUGAAUCAGCACAAUACAUAAUUUUGAAAUAUGCUGUAUGAGAUCUGUGGUUUUAUUUGGCGCCUUCUAGUAAUCAGAGAGUUGCUAGGGGUUCCCUUUUCAUCUGUAAUCCCAUAAAUUUUUACA